GCUCCGCUCCAAUAGCUGCCCGAUUUGGAACUCUUGUCCUCUUGCCUCAAGGCCGUGGUCUACGUUAGCUGCAUACAACGACGACCGGCAUCCUAUCUUCAGACGCUGAUACAAGAAGACGGUAUAUAAGUGAGAGAGAUCGAAGUUUCACGAAGGACGACGACACUGAGCACUUUCCCGAAAGCAUGAGUUCCUUCGUGCACCGCCGCACCACUACAGCCCGACUCAGGGAGAAUCCGAACACAACAUCUGGUUCAAGCUCCGGCGCCCGCAGGCCCAAGUCGACGGCCUCCGAUGCCGCAGUGGACGAUGCGCCUGCCCGCGUAGAACCGCACGCCCUUCGCAGGAAGAAGAGCGUCGCCCACCCUGCUGCGUCUGGCUCAGGCACACAGGCAGGCUCUGUGCGCCCUCAGCGUGGUCCAGCACCCAUCACCGAGCUCGGCGAGCACGGCCGCAAGUCGGGCCACCGUCCACUCUCACGCUCGUCCGAUGUCGAAGUGCAAGUGAUGCUGGAUCCGCCGCGCUCGCAGCGCAAGCAUGGCAAGUCCAAGCGGAAAGACCGAUCACAUUCGCGGGGCCCGUCGGACAGGCCCUCUGUCCGCUCCUUCAACCCGAAUGCACAGACGGCGGACGAUGCCGCUGAGCUGCGACAUUUGCAUGGGUCCGCCGGUAUAGAGGAGUAUUUGAAGUUGAAAGAAGAGCUAGAAACAAUGAAAAAGCAAGUGUCUUCCUUCAAGAAAAAUAUCGGGAAACAGUCCAAGAUUAUCGACGACCUCAAGAAGGAACUAGUGUCAGCUCAACAAUCUCAUCAAGAAGAACGAAAGCAAGUCAAGGAGCUGCAGUCCAGAUCGAAGAAGCACGAUGAGGCCAUUUCCACCAUUGAAGCGAACAUGAACUGCCAGAUUUGCAUGGAUAUGCUACUGAAGCCCUAUGGUCUGUCGCCGUGUGGUCAUGUGCUGUGCCUCAGUUGUCUCCAGAACUGGUUCCGUACUGCACCUAUUGCGGACGACGACAUGCACGAUGACGACCCCCAUGUGCUUUUGUUCCGCAAGAAGACAUGUCCUGUCUGCCGCACUGCCGUCCUCGGUCGUCCAAUCCCUGUGUUUCUCAUCAAAUCCAUCGCCGCUGCCCUGGAGAAAGUCAGAGACAAUGGGUCCUCAUCUCCGCGAUCUUCUCCGCUCCCUGAGGGCGACCCGUGGGCAGGAAUCUUCCCCGAACUCAUGUCUGCCGACGACAUGUGGGUGGAUGAUGAAGACGACUAUCUUGAUGACGACGCAGGCCAAGACUCCGAGGGCGAGGUAUUCGCGGACGCUUGGGGCUCAGACGACGGAGGGGACUGGCCUUUCGACGGGUACGGCACUGACGAAGACGAGGCUCCCUAUGAAGGCGAAUACCUCCCGGCGCGUUGGGCACCUCCUAUUCUCGACGUCCACUCGGACGAUUACCCGUUCGACGACAUCAACGACGAGAUGCUGUCUAUGCUCCGCCGGGGUGCAACUAUGCCGAUGAUUGAGAUUUUUGAGAUGAGCUACUCCCAUGACGAGGGCCUGCGGGCUAUCAUCGGCGACAACAUCGUCUUCCUCGGCUGGAACAUUGAUCUUCACCCCACUGACGAGACGGGUGAGGAGUACAUGGAGUGGGUGGGGGCCGAUGUGUACAACCACCCCGAGCGGUGGGACAAGGAGAGCAAUUUCGAUGGGACCUGGACGGCGUGGAAGCUCACUCGAGAAGACGAGGACGUGGAGUACCAGCCGACCGACUCUGACGAGUACGAGCCCUACGAAGACACCGUCGACGACUUGGACUAGGUGGGCUGCACAGCAUGAGAAGAUUCAGUCUAGAUAGAAGGACCCCUGUAUCACCACAUUCCGCGGAACUGCCACUAUGUACGUUAUGUGUUUGUAAGUCUCUGGACAAAUGUACUCUACUCAGCAUUCUAUCUACACGUCGCUACCCGGGAGCUAGUUCGAUCCUUAUCAUGACCUAGAGUCGGGUCCACACUACGCCCGGUCUCAUCAAGCACUUGGUGCACAAGCGUGGAGGGGAGUCGUAUCUGACAUGAUGCGGUGCGGACUUCCCAGACUUCAGAUCUUUGUCUUCACGGGCUGCU
Molecule: messenger RNA, 2110 nt
Organism: Phanerochaete carnosa HHB-10118-sp
Lineage: Eukaryota; Fungi; Basidiomycota; Agaricomycetes; Polyporales; Phanerochaetaceae
Exons: 6
Coding region: 186-1808 (540 amino acids)
Molecular function (GO): metal ion binding
Source: RefSeq, a predicted model, not a curated record